UACGAAAAAAAUGACGGUGACACCAACCCGAGCACAGUCACCAGUGGGGUCCAUCCGUCAGCCUCAGACGUCAUAACAGUGGGUCCCACUCCCACUGGUUGCUCCCAAAUGCCAGGCCUCGUUGAGAGCGCCCCCCUCAACGAAAACCUCUCUGUCCUCGCUCGCUCGCUCUCUCUCUCUCUCUCUCUCUCUCUCUCGCUCUGAACCCUAAUCGAAUAACUGCGUCUUCGACCUCUCUCCAAAUCCCCUCUCCCAUUUCUCGGUGGAGUUUCUCUCCGUCGAUCCCUCACCGGACUCGAUGCUAGGAUCCGAAGAUAGGGCUUCCAAAAAUGUAGUCGAUUAUUCGGAUCCUUAUGUCGUAUCCAAUCUUUUUCAAGAUGGUGGGAAAUAUGGAAGUGUUACGAAAGAUUAUGAAGCUUUGCAGACUCAAAGAAAGCAGGUGUUUGGUUAUCUGUCAUUUCAACCACCUUUUUCCGGUCCUUGUUUAGGUCCACAAAAGCUUUCUCAGUCUUAUGUUGUUACUGAAUCCGAACCAUCACCCGGAUCUAAAGAAAUGAAGGAUGUUAUUGAUUUAGAAGAACCGCAAGAAUCAAAAGAUAAAACGGGAGCAGAUACCAUGUCAGUGAUAGUUGUUGAUUCAGAUGAUGAGGAUGGAUCUCAGCAAGUUCAAAAGCAACCUUCUCUUCAUGAUUUUCGAGCAUGGUUGAACUCUCAGAUGGCGGAGCGACUAAGAAAGAAUAAAUCACCUCUUGUGGCAUCUGAUUCUAUUCUUCCACUUUCUUGUGUGCCAGGAAAUGCCAUAGAAGCAAAAAAACUACCUUCUAUCCAGUAUGAAAAAGUUGUUCUGCAUAAUGCAGCUGAGAAGCAUCUUGCUUCAAAACUUGAGAAUCGACAAUAUCUUACAACAAGAAAAAGGGAAGGUGCUUCUAUAGAGAAUAUAGAGAAGAGUCAAAGAGUAAAAGUUGCAAGAGAUGGAAGAGAAGAUGAUGCUCUAGCUACUCAAGUGAGUUCACCACUCAUUUCCUCUGAGGACCAUUACUACACACCAACCAUCAUGACUCAUCAUGAUGAUACAGAAACAUCAGAAAGUGACGGGUUAGAAGAUAUUUGGAAAGAUAUGUCUAUGGCAACAGAAUUCUCAAAGGAUGAAAUGCCAACAGAUGAAUCAAAUCUUGUUCAGGAAGAAGAGGACGAUUGUGCUCACUCCUUCAUGCUUGAGGAUGAUCUCGGACUUGUUUGUCGUGUUUGUGGAGUCAUUCAGAAGAGAAUUGACACAAUCUUCGAUUACCAGUGGAUGAAGGGCACUCGAUCGACAAGGACUUACAUGCCUGGAUCAAGAAAUUCCAAUUUGGGUGACAUAGCUGAAACCUCUGGGAAGGACAUCACUGAGCACUUACUUCUUGCUGCAGAUAUUUCUAUCCAUCCAAGACACAUGAAGCAGAUGAAGCCCCAUCAAAUAGAAGGUUUUAACUUCUUGGUUAAAAAUUUGCUGGGUGAUCCCCCAGGGGGUUGCAUAUUGGCUCAUGCGCCUGGGUCUGGGAAAACAUUUAUGCUCAUAAGCUUUAUCCAGAGCUUUAUGGCCAAGGAUCUUCAUGCAAGGCCGUUAGUUGUUCUGCCAAAGGGCAUUUUGUCUACCUGGAGAAAAGAAUUCCAGCGCUGGCAAGUGGAAGACAUCCCUCUGUAUGAUUUUUACUCCUCCAAGGCUGAUAGCAGAUCGCAACAAUUGGAAAUGUUAAACAAGUGGCAAGAAAACAGGAGUAUUCUACUUCUGGGCUACAAGCAGUUUGCCAAUAUUAUCUGUGAAGGUGGCAAUAACAAUGUAACAGCAGCGUGUCAGGAAAAGCUCUUAAAGAUCCCAACUCUUCUCAUUCUUGAUGAAGGCCAUACUCCACGAAAUGAUAACACCGACAUGGUGGAUUCACUUGCAAAAGUUAGAACUCCAUGCAAAGUAGUACUUUCAGGAACCUUAUUCCAGAAUCAUGUGGGAGAAGUGUUCAAUAUUCUGAAGCUUGUACGCCCAAAUUUUAUGAAGAGUGAGAAGUCACGAGCUAUUGUCAAGCGUAUUUUGAGCCGUGUACAUAUAUCAGGUGGCAGGAAGCCAACCAAGGGUAACCAGGAGUCAUAUUUCUGUGAGUUGGUUGAGGAGACUUUACGGAGUGAUGAAAACUAUAAGAGGAAAAUUGCAGUCAUCCAAGAGCUCAGGGACAUGACACGAGAUGUGCUUCACUAUUACAAAGGAGAUUUCUUGGAUGAACUCCCUGGAUUGAUAGACUUCACUGUACUUUUGAAUCUUGGCUCGAAGCAGAAAGAAAUUAUCAGAAAGUUAGGUAAGCUUGAUAAGUUCACGAAAAGCUCUUUGGAGAAGGCCAUUUAUAUUCAUCCACAACUAAUGGAACUUCGAGAAAAUGAUAAUGGGGUUAAGGAUAACGGUAUUAGCAUUGAAAAGGUCGAUGCUAUCAUAGAAUCCAUAAAUAUUGCAGAUGGGGCAAAAGCAAAAUUCUUUCUAAAUCUGUUGGCGAUGGCUGAGCGAUCUGGGGAGAGGAUGCUCGUCUUUAGUCAAUACCUUCUUCCGUUGAAAUUUUUAGAAAGGUUGGUAAUUUCGCUAAAGGGAUGGCGUUCUGGAAAAGAAAUCUUUGUCAUCUUUGGUGAUUCUAGUCCUGAAGAUCGAGAACGUUCAAUGGACCAAUUCAACAACUCCCCUGAUGCCAAGAUUUUCUUUGGAUCCAUUAAAGCUUGUGGGGAGGGCGUUUCUCUUGUUGGUGCAUCUAGAGUUGUCAUCUUAGAUGUUCAUCUUAACCCUUCAGUUACUCGUCAAGCAAUUGGGCGUGCAUUUCGGCCAGGUCAAGAGAAAAAAGUUUACAUAUAUAGGUUGGUUGCUGCUGAAUCUCACGAGGAGGAUGAUCACAAUACCUCCUUUAGGAAGGAAUUAAUAUCAAAGCUGUGGUUUGAGUGGAGUGAGCAUUUUGGUCAAUUCGACUUUGAGUUGGCUGCCAUUGAUAUUGAAGAUAGUCAAGAUGUGUUCUUUGAUUACCCUGUACUAAGGGAAAAUAUCAAAGCUCUUUACAGAAGGUCUACUGAUGGCUAAUGUAGAGUUCCAAGCUAACCUAAUCGCCCUUGUGUACAUGAAGGGAUUUGAUCAUGAUUUUGCAGCUGGAAGGCUUAUUCUGGUUGUCUUCAGCUGUUAUGGGAGUUGACCAGAAGAACUCCUCUGCCUCAUAUUGUAAAUACCGUUACGUUUCUAGCAUCUAGAAGGGAGACCUUGAAUGCUGAUUUCUUAUUGUCAAAAUAAGCCUAAUGUUGUUUCUCCCUUUGCUUUCCUUUGGGCGUGCAACUGUUAGUUUUGGGAAUAUCUCCGUCUGCAGUUGUCUUAUGUAUUUCGCUAUGAGGCUAGCUUGAGAUCUAGUAAGGUGCAGUCAUAGGCCUUCUUUAUGUGAAAAAGCCUAAAAUAUGUGCAAAUACUCUUUUGCUUGCUUUGUCGUCAAUAACAUGUUAUCUUCUGUGUCAAUUUCUAAGUUUGUUAUGUCAUAUAUGUUCUCUUAUGUGCUGA
This is a messenger RNA of Asparagus officinalis (garden asparagus), 3547 nucleotides long. RefSeq names its product protein CHROMATIN REMODELING 35. Gene Ontology annotation, molecular function: ATP binding; ATP-dependent chromatin remodeler activity. NCBI's taxonomy places the organism in Eukaryota, Viridiplantae, Streptophyta, Magnoliopsida, Asparagales, Asparagaceae. The record is from RefSeq and is a predicted model, not a curated record. Gene Ontology annotation, biological process: gene silencing by siRNA-directed DNA methylation. The transcript is spliced from 8 exons. The coding region runs from base 299 to 3085 and encodes 928 amino acids.